AGUCGACGUUUGAAAAUGCAAUCGUAUACAUUAAGCACGUGGAAGAGAAGAACUUGGAACCGACACCGCAAAUCGUUCGAUACAGAUGAUUUAGAAACUUGUUAUGAAAUUGAUGAAAUUGAUGAACUUAAACUUCUUAGGAAAAAGAAAUCUGUAAGAAGAACAAAGCAAGGUCAGGGACAUGGUGGAUUUACAUCGGAUGAAAGUGACACAGAACCAAGUCCUCCAAUAAGGCAGAGAGUAAGACGUCAAGCCAAAUUCGAUUCUAAGGUAAUUGUUAGUCUUGUAAAAAUCCGCUAG
This is a messenger RNA of Dimorphilus gyrociliatus, 300 nucleotides long. NCBI's taxonomy places the organism in Eukaryota, Metazoa, Annelida, Polychaeta, Dinophilidae. The record is from the annotation of a GenBank genome assembly.